CUUUUAAGGCGAGGGAGGUGAUCGUUGUUUCUCUCAGGAGCAGAAGCUGCAGUGGAGUUUUGUGGAAACGAUGAAGCCAGGGGGAGGAGGAGGAGGUGAAGAAACUUCUAAAACCCUAGAGAAAUCAUCGACUGAAUUUGCUGUACAGUGUGGUAAAUGCUUCAAAUGGAGGUUGAUUCCCACAAAAGAAGAGUUUGAGGACAUCAGAAGCAAAUUCAUAGAGGAUCCGUGGUUCUGCGACAAAAAAAAUGAUGCGUCUUGUGAGGAUCCUGCAGAUAUUGAGUAUGACAGCAGCAAGAUUUGGGCCAUUGAGGAACCAAACAUUCCGAAGACUCCAGUUGGUUAUGAGAGAAACUUGGUACUUAGAAAAGAUUUUUCUAAGUUCGAUGCCUAUUAUAUUACCCCAACUGGAAAGAGAGUGCGAAGCAUUACUGAGAUAAGGAAGUUUCUUGAGGCAAAUCCUGAGUACAACAAUGUGUCUGUUUUAGAUUUCAGUUUUGCAGUGCCAAAGGUAGUGGAAAACACAAUCCCUAGAAACGUGGAUGGGAAGAAUGGUGCAAGUAGCAGUAAGAAAAAGAAAAAAUCGAUGAUCGAUGAUGGAGAAGUGGUGGAUUGA
Molecule: messenger RNA, 616 nt
Organism: Telopea speciosissima
Lineage: Eukaryota; Viridiplantae; Streptophyta; Magnoliopsida; Proteales; Proteaceae
Product: methyl-CpG-binding domain-containing protein 4-like
Exons: 2
Coding region: 71-616 (181 amino acids)
Molecular function (GO): DNA binding; zinc ion binding
Source: RefSeq, a predicted model, not a curated record